Molecule: messenger RNA, 1410 nt
Organism: Auanema sp. JU1783
Lineage: Eukaryota; Metazoa; Nematoda; Chromadorea; Rhabditida; Rhabditidae
Source: the annotation of a GenBank genome assembly
AUGCUCUCUCGCCUCUCAUCCAGGACCUUGUCCACAUCCUCAGUUUCCAGACUUUCCUCCAUUUUCAUAGAUAAGUAUGAAAUUGCUUAUCCUAUUGCUGGAAAGCAGCCUCAGAUUGUUGCCUUGAAGGAUGCCUUCAAACAAAUCAAAUCUGGUGAUAACAUCUUUGUACAUGGAAUCGCUGCUACACCUACCCCUCUCUUGAAAGGUCUGUGUAAUUAUGCUACUGAAAAUGAUGUCACUGGUUUGAAGUUACACCAUCUUCAUUUGGAAGGACCUGUUCCCUGGACUGAGGAAGGAGUGAAUAAGAGAAUCCGAUCUAAUUCUCUGUUCACUGGAGCUAAUCUUAGAGCUUCUGUCAACAAUGGAAUCGCCGAUUUCAACUCUUGCUUUCUUCAAGAAGUUCCAAUGCUUUUCCGUAAAGGAGCUAUCAAGUUGAAUGUUGCCCUCAUUCAGGUUUCUCCUCCUGAUGCUAACGGCUAUUGUUCUUUAGGAACAUCUAUUGAUGCUGCCAGAGCUGCUGUCACCAAUGCUGACUUCAUCAUUGCCAUGUCAAAUAGUAAUAUGCCACGUACUUUCGGAGAUGGUGUCAUCCAUUCUUCUCACAUUGAUGUUCUUGUCGAAGACAACACCCAUGAGUUGCAUGAACGUCAUCUUACAACUCAGAAUGAUCAAGAACGUAAAAUCGGACAAAUUAUUGCUGAAAACCUUGUAGACAACGGAGCUACCCUCCAAAUGGGAAUAGGAGCAGUACCUGAUGCUGCUCUUUCAGCUUUGAAAAAUCAUAAAGAUCUUGGAAUCCACACUGAAAUGUUCUCUGAUGGUGUAUUGGAUCUCAUUGAAUGCAAUGCUAUCACUAAUAGCAAGAAGACUAUCCAUCCCGGAAAGCUCGUGGUUUCCUUCGUUUACGGCUCCACCAAGCUUUACAAAUAUCUACAUGAUAACCCAUUGAUCCACUUUGGAGAUGUUCAAUGGGUUAAUGAUCCAGCUUUCAUUCGUCAAAAUCCUAAAGUAACGGCCAUUAACUCUGCUGUUGAAAUUGAUCUCACUGGGCAAGUUGUCUCUGACUCUGUCGGUAAACGUUUCUUGUCUGGCUUCGGAGGACAAGUCGAUUUCAUUCGAGGAGCUGGCAUUGCUGAUGAUGGGCUUGGCAAGCCAAUUAUUGCUCUACCCUCCAUCUCCAAGAAAGGACAAAGUAAGAUUGUGCCAUUUAUAAAUGAGGGAGCCGGAGUUGUUACCACUCGUUCUCAUGUUCAUUAUGUUGUUACUGAGUUUGGAAUUGCUCAACUUUGGGGUAAGAAUAUGAGACAAAGAGCAUAUGAGCUGAUAAAGAUUGCCCACCCAAGUCAGAGGGAAUCUCUGGAGAAGGCCGCUUUUGCUAGAUUGAAGGUUAUGCCAUCUGCUGAUUAA